Spodoptera litura is the source of this 3721-nucleotide messenger RNA. It is a transcript of the gene Mtmr6, whose product is annotated as Myotubularin related protein 6. Gene Ontology annotation, molecular function: phosphatidylinositol-3-phosphate phosphatase activity; phosphatidylinositol-3,5-bisphosphate phosphatase activity; metal ion binding. Gene Ontology annotation, cellular component: cytoplasm. The record is from RefSeq and is a predicted model, not a curated record. Lineage: Eukaryota; Metazoa; Arthropoda; Insecta; Lepidoptera; Noctuidae. Gene Ontology annotation, biological process: phosphatidylinositol dephosphorylation.
AAGUGGAAAAUAAAUUGCGGAAAUCUCGUCGUCCCUUUCCAACCCCCGACAUAACCCUACUUCCGUCUCUAUUUCCCGCGCAUGCUCCGAAAAUCUCAACUAUGGCCUUUGGCAUUUUAAAAUAUUCUCUAGAAGCACGCAAUAGAGCGCAACAUCGCUUGAAUCAGUCGACGUGUUUGAAAAUCCGAGUAUUUUGACGAUAAAUAACUGGGAUUCUCGAUUACUGUCAGUUGAAUUUGCGCCGCUACGAAGGGUAGACGUCUCUUCAGUAAAGGGGCGGGAAUUUUACACAAUUUUUUGUGCAGCAUCUCUUGCGCGAAAUAUUAAUUUAAUUGGAAAAGUUUUAUUAUUUUUUCUGCUCAUCAAACCGACGGAAAUGGUUCUAUUUCCUGCUUAGUGUACGGUUGAAAGUUUGUUUCUCUCCGAAAAUCUUUUUCGAAGUAACUAAAUAAAAUGUUAUUGGUGGUAAAGUUGUUGUAACUUUGUCUGACUAAAUAACCGGUACAGUAUUUUUGUAAAUAUAUACGAAUGAUGUAUUAAAAGUUGCGGUGUAUAAUUAUAUUCGAGUUUAAAUAAGAAUGGCUCUAAGUUCGCUGACUCCGUCAAAUAUGCUUGGAGAGCUAGGUCGCCUUGCUAGCUGGCUGAAGGGCGACUGCCUGGCUCCCGAGGAGUAUGCAGGACUUGCUGUAACUGAAAAGUUGGAGAAUGUGCAGCUUUUGGACAAGUAUAACUUACGGAACCCGUCGAAGGGGACCCUGUACUUUGCGACCACACACCUCAUAUUCGUCGACCAUGAGAUGAGGAAGGAGACUUGGAUUCUACUGAUGCACAUAUCGUCAGUGGAAAGGUUGCCGAUCACAACGACCGGGUCUCCGCUCCUGGUGAGAACAAAGACAUUCCAAUCCGUCUUCUUCGUGAUACCUCGCGAGAGAGACUGCCAUGAGAUGCAUCAGACUCUCCUAAGGCUCAGCCAACCAGUACACAUCGAUGAGUUGUACUGCUUCUUCUAUAAAUCGACGCCAGACGACCUGCCUAAGUCGGCUGGAUGGAACUUCUUCGAUAUUCAGACAGAAUACCAGAGGAUGAACGUUCCUAACGACCAGUGGGUUCUCUGCACCGCCAACAAAGACUAUGAGCUGUGUGACACAUACCCGAGUGAGGUGUACGUGCCAGCUCGCGCGUCCACGGCGGUCCUGCUCGGCAGUGCUAGCUUCAGAUCGCGCGGUCGACUGCCCGUGCUCGCAUACCUCCAUCACAAUAAAGCCGCAAUAGCACGCUGUAGUCAGCCUCUCAGCGGAUUUUCUGCCAGAUGCAUGGAGGACGAACAGAUGUUGGAUCUGAUUAGGCGGGCGAACCCAAACUGCGGCUAUAUGUACGUGGUGGAUACUAGGCCAAGGAUCAAUGCGAUGGUGAACCGAGCAGCUGGCAAGGGUUAUGAGAACGAAGCUUUCUAUGAGAACAUCAAGUUUCAGUUCAUGGGCAUCGGCAAUAUCCACGUGAUGAGGAAGAGUCUACAGAAACUGGUCGAGACUUGUGAACAAAACACGCCUACAAUGUCCUCCUUCCUCAGCGGGUUGGAGUCCUCCGGGUGGUUGAAACACAUCAAGUCUAUCCUGGACACGUCGUGGUGGAUGGCGGGCGCGCUGGAGGCCGGCGUGAGUGUGUGCGUGCACUGCAGCGACGGCUGGGACCGCACGGCGCAGGUGUGCUCGCUCGCCGCGCUCUGUCUCGACCCGCACUACCGGACCAUCAACGGAUACCAGGCGCUAAUAGAGAAGGACUGGCUAUCAUUCGGUCACAAGUUCACAGCCCGGUGCGGGCACAUUGCGUGCGACGGUCGCGAGAGGUCGCCAGUGUUCACGCAACUACUCGACUGUACCUGGCAACUAUUGCGACAGAGACCUGAGGCGUUCCAGUUCAACGAGAGGUUUCUCCUGACGUUGCACGAUCACGCGCAUGCGUGCCAAUAUGGGACCUUUAUAGGGAACUGCGAGAAAGAUAGGCGGGACUUACGGUUAUCAGAACGUACAUUCUCUCUAUGGGGCUACAUGGCGAGUCAUUUGAACGAGUACAAGAAUCCGUUGUACAACCCCAAGUCUCACCCUGAUGUACUGAAACCAGACUUAAGUGCACAGAGCAUAAGGUUCUGGCGUGGCAUGUACUGCCGACACGAGAGUGGCGUCCACCCCAGGGAGGCGCUGGCAGACCUCCUCCCUGCCGCCGUGGACCAUACCUCCGCGCUACACCUGCACAUCAACUACCUCACCAAGAGAAUUACCACAUUCAAGAAUUUGCUGUCGGGUAAAAAAGGGGACAAAAACAAGGAUACGACUGUUGUCAACUAUCAGAAUGGCAACGUAAACUCAGUAGAGAUCGAAACUAAGACUGAAGCCCUACAAAUCGACAACAAAUUACUAUACGAGUCUGGUGGCACUCUAUCGGAGUUGGAGUGCGCGAACCAUGACCACCCGCUGAAGGAGGUCUCAGCCCCUACCAAGCCUAAUAAAAUACCUCUCAUCACUGAGAAGGCGAGUGACUCGAUACCAGCAAACUUGGCGUUGUUAGAGCAGGAAGUGAACACCGUGGCUUUGGACUGGAAGAGUAUCAAGAAUGUUACCGAAUGCAGCUGUUCCACUCCUCUAGACCACUUCAGCAGGAAGCACCACUGCUGGGGCUGCGGGCGCUGCGUGUGCACGCGUUGCAUCGCGGCGCGCGCCCCCCUCCCCGGCCUGCACGCGCCCCGCGCCGCCCCCCUCUGUGCCGCCUGCUGCCCCCGCACGCCCGAUCACUGCCCGCCCGACAUAGUGACGCCAGCCAACUGAAGAAUUCAAAACUAAGAAGGAUAAAUAAUAACAUAAACAGGAUAAUUGUGCCACAAUACUGCGGUUAAAAAUAUUUACAAAUUGUUCAUAACUUUAUCCCAUACAUAAGGAAAAAUGUUCCCUUUUCUGUAAACAUUUUUAACAACAAUUUGAGAGCACCAUUAAGGCCAACUUUUCAAUCAUCAGUUAAUUCUUACCUGUAGAAUAAAAUUUACAUUAAUUUGACAGCUUUUAGUAUGGAUGGAAGAAUAAUCAAAUAUUCAAAGUUAUUGCUCAGUUAAAAUUCUAUCUGAUGUUGGAAAAAUCGACCCUAAGUCUUUAAAUAUAAUUCUCAAAGUAUUUUCGGUAAUUAAUUUAAGUAUAAUGAAGAAAUUAUAUUUAAUUAAUGAUAAUUAUGAAUGCAAUUUGAAUAUACUGAGUAUAUUGGAAACUCAAGUUACCAACAAUGCUUUAUAGGUACCUAAUUAAAAUAAAUAUCAGCCUAUAGCUAUCUCGAUUGUGGCUCGGUAUGUCUCACAAAAUUUAUAAUUUAAACGUUUUGUCCGAUUCCUAAUAUCGACUAGACAAUCCAAUAAUUAAAAUAAUUCAUAAUUUAAGGGUUUUUCUUCAGAUUUAAUGAUUCCUAAUAUUUUUACGCUCAAUAGAUCCACUAUGUAUAAGUACAAUUUAGUUUUAUAAGAAUAAAGUUCCAAACUUAUUUUGUAAAUAUAAACGAAUUUAUUAUUUUUAUUUUUUUUUUUUGGUAUAUAUCUACUAUUUGUCACAGUUCAUUGCGUAUGGAGAAGUGCAGAAUUUAAUUAAAAUAAUGUAGUUGAUCCUUAUUUUUUGUAAAUAUGUGUAUUGUACCUAAUAUGUUUCAUUUAGUAUAGAAAAAUAUAAAAUUAAAUAUGUGUAUAUAU